Molecule: messenger RNA, 732 nt
Organism: Brassicogethes aeneus
Lineage: Eukaryota; Metazoa; Arthropoda; Insecta; Coleoptera; Nitidulidae
Source: the annotation of a GenBank genome assembly
AUGGGAAUUAUAGAACUGGGAAAAAAACUUUAUUUUCCGGACGGAAAAUCUUCCAAGGGUACUGAAGAUAAAUUCUCUUUCGAGUUGGUAGAUUCAUCCAAUAACCUUGUUUCUCCAGAGAAAACCAUCCUGGAAAUGCUCGAAGAGAAUUCUCCAAAGGUUCCCAGAAUUUAUCUUAAAACUGAGAGAGUGGAUACUUUUGUAAAUGAUAAUAAACAACUUGAGUGUGAAUUUAAAAAUACCUUGCUUGCUAAAGAUAAAGUCGUGCAAUCGAUAACAAGUGACGAACAAAUUAUUCUUUACGCUGAUACGGUUUCAAAGAAAGCGGCAAAACAAGAACCAGCAAAGAAUUGUAAAGAGCAAAAGGAAGAAAAGAAAGAAGAACAGUCUUUGGAAAAUAUGUUAAAUGAAGUUGAAGAAGAAAUUUCAAAAAAAUAUAUUAAUAGUAAGAGUACAAAUAAACUAAAUCCAGAAAGUUUUGUUAUUGUAGAGUACGAAAAUAGUUUUUAUCCAGGACAAAUUAAAAAAGGAAAAGACAAAAACGAAGGAAUUUUAGUUUCAACCAUGAUCAAAAGUGGAGUUAAAGAUUGGAAAUGGCCUGAAGAAACAGAUGAGCUAUUUUAUACUAAAGAUCAAAUAAAAGAAGUAAUUGGGGAACCUAUAAAAAAAAAUUCGAGAGGUGCCUACAUGGUGCCAGAAAUGUCAAAAUAUGAGGACUUCAAAAUAUUUUAG